Messenger RNA from Prorocentrum cordatum, 2904 nucleotides. The record is from the annotation of a GenBank genome assembly. Lineage: Eukaryota; Dinophyceae; Prorocentrales; Prorocentraceae.
CUCGAUGGUCGAACGUCUUCGCUCUCGAUACGCAGGCGAAGAGUUGCGAGCUGGGCGGUAUGUCUGCUGCUGCUGCUGCCCUCUUGCUCCUGCUCCUCCUGGACACCGGGCUGAUUCAUCCGGUCGUGGUCGGCGCGCAGGCAGCAGGUGGCCUGGGAGAGGCGCCCGGACCGGGGCUUCUCGGUCGCGCUGUCGGGAGGUGGGACCCGCGCGGCCGCCUUCCAGUCUGGCGUGCUCUGGCGGCUCGCGGAGGAGGGGCUCCUGGGAGACGUGGAGUUCUUGGCCGCCGUCUCGGGAGGCGGCUACCUGGCCUCCGCGCUCGCGUCCCAGAUCGCCGCCGCCUGCGGCCCGGGCGCGGAGGGCAGCCUCCGGGGCGAACAGGCCGCGGGCGCGCUGUACCGCAGGGCGGUUGCGAGGUGCAUCUGCAGGAUGCAGGCGAACGCGGGCGGCUUCGUCCGCGACCCGAGGCAGGGGGGCAGCCCGGGGGCGGAGGGCUCCGGCUGCCUCCCCCGCUGGCUGGACUUCCCGCUGCUGCUCCUCGCGCUCGGGGGCUCCAUGACCUUCAACCCCCUGAUGUUCAUCUUCCUCGUGGUGGUCCCGGUGAUCGAGAUCGUGGAGAACUUCUUCGGGUCGGCCAUGAGGGCUGCCUUCUGCGCCGCAGACCCUCCCCACAAGGGCUACUGGGAGGACUGGGCGUUCGUCGCAGAGAAGAUUCGCGAGAGGUCGAACAUCGUGACCGUGUGGGAUGCCAUGCUCAUCUCUUUACUUCUGACCUUUGUCUGCUGGGUGACGAGCAAAUGGCAGCAGUGCCGCAUGCUCCCGACGACCUCCAAGCGCGGGCGGCGGUCCAGGCCCGUCGUGUCCCGGCGCCUGCUCGUCGCCGACGGCGCCCGGGCCUUCCUGCUGCCUUCACCGUCAUCCUGGGGCUCUUCCUGGUGGUGGUCUACGCGGCCUCGCUGGCGCAGUGGUGGCAGUACGUCAACAUGGCGCUGGACGACUCGGAGGCCCGGCAGGCGUGGUGCGGCGUCUACAUCAACAGCAACGGCACGAAGACCGCCGGCUUUCAGGCGCACCGGCGCUGCAGCGCCCUGAACUCCGAGUACGAGCCCUGGUGGACGGAGGCCGAGUUCAGCGGCUACCGCAGCUGCGACGUCUGGGACUGCUCGGCGGGGCCCGUCACCCCGCCGAGGUACGCGCCCGGGGUGCAGAGCAUCGGGAGCCUGUUCUGGCGCGUGCUGCUGGCGGGCCUGGUGCUCGCCAUCUGCCUCUGGCCGUUCGUGACGGGCCUGGUGUUCUCGUUCCUCUCCGUCGCGGGCCAGUGCGUCGCCUUCUUGCUGCUGGUGCUGUCCGUCCAGUUCCGCGUCUACACCCCGCUCACCGGGCAGCGGCUCCUGGGCACGUUCGAGAUCGACGAGGUAGAGUGGUACUACUUUGUGGGCAUCUCCCUGAUGCUCACGUAUCUGGCCAUCCCCCUGCACAACCACACGGGGUCCUUCUGGCACCAGUACUACCGGCGGACGCUGCGGCUGAACUUCCUGGAGGGCGGCCAGGACCGCUCCCUGGCGGAGGUGCAGAAGAGCCCCUGGUGCCCCAUGCUGCUCCUGACUGCCACGGUCAACGACUACAAGAGCGUGGGCGACAGGUCGAAGGCCAACACGGAGGAGAUCUCCUUCAGCGCGCUGCACACAGGAAGCUACAAGAUGGGCUACUACGCGACGCCGGCGUGGCGGAAGCUCGCGCACGUCACGGCAAUAACCGCGGCGGCGUGCCUGGACACCAUCACCAUCAGCAUGACGAAGAGGACCAGGUACAGGUUCUGGUCAGAAAUGCUCAACCUGAGCUGGGGGGACUACAUCGCAUUCACAGAAGGUCCGUGGUGGUACCGCCGCCUGCCUUGUCUGCUCUUGUACAUCGUGUAUCAGACUCUGCUGACCGUGGGAUUUCAGCUCUCGCGCUCAGAAAUGAGCUGCGGGUUCUCCUACUCGUGCUUGGUGGCUGCGAUGAUGCUCGCCGUAACUGUGCUUUUCCUGAGCUUCUUCACGUUUGCGCGCGGCCUUGGGUUUCUUGCCCACGACCAGCUGCUGCGGAGAUUCCACCAGGUGACGCGGUACUACUACCUCGGUGGUCGCAGUGCCGUUCCCGACGGCGUGCGCGGCGCGCCCGGGCUCGUGUACGUGACAGACGGAGGGGUCUCGGACUGCACGGGGAUUGUCCAGCUCAUGCGGCGGCGCCGCAGGCACAUCCUCCUGGUACUCGCCGCCGCCGAUCCCUUCGACGAGCUCGGUGUACUACGGACUGCGAUGGACGUGGCCGUGUCCGAGAAGAUCGGGAACUUCUACGACCUCAGCGACGAGAGGCGGCACGUAAAGAUCCUGUUGGAGGAGUACCGCUCCCGGGAGGACUGGACGUAUCUGGAGCUCGGCAUCCGCUACGGCUGGCGGUUCGAGGGCUCUGGCGCGCUGGGGCGGCUGGUGGUGGUGAAGAACAGGCUGCCCAGGACCGGCCGGCACGAGCAGCAGGUUUGCCGGCCGCUGCUCACGGAGGAGCGGAUCUGCGGCGAGGCGGACACCGACGACGACGCCCUGAGCAGCGACGACCCCCUCUCGAAGAUGCGAGAGGUCGACCUGGGCGGCCUCGGCUGCUGCGACUGCUGCCACACGCACAGUGCCAACUGCGGUGGCAAGUUCCCCCACCUGGGGUUCACCGGCUACCUGUGGCUCACGCCGACGCUGUUCACAGCCUCUGCCGCCUCGGGUACGCCAUCUCCGAGGACGGGGUCGAGGCGCUCCGGGCGGGGCUGCGGGAGCCCGGGCGCGGGCCUGGCGGAGGCCGGCCAGGCGACCAGCCGAGGUGAGCUCCCGCGUCUCAAUGCAGGCAUUGGGGAGCCGUCGAGGCGCGGGUGCA